Messenger RNA from Formica exsecta, 569 nucleotides. Its product is annotated as regulating synaptic membrane exocytosis protein 1-like. Lineage: Eukaryota; Metazoa; Arthropoda; Insecta; Hymenoptera; Formicidae. The coding region runs from base 21 to 569 and encodes 182 amino acids. Gene Ontology annotation, cellular component: presynaptic membrane; cytoskeleton of presynaptic active zone. Gene Ontology annotation, biological process: calcium ion-regulated exocytosis of neurotransmitter; positive regulation of synaptic transmission; regulation of synaptic plasticity. Gene Ontology annotation, molecular function: small GTPase binding; transmembrane transporter binding. The transcript is spliced from 4 exons. The record is from RefSeq and is a predicted model, not a curated record.
GUGAGCGCAAAGACAGCGUCAUGGAGAUUCCUGAGAGAUUUUACGAUCGAAAUAGUGAAUCCGACGAAGAUGAGAAAUGGAGUCAGUCAGCGAGAAAUGAAAACGGCGUCGAUCUAAAACUGGGUCGCGGACAGGUGUUGCCGAAAGGAUACAAAAUAAUCAGUGGCGCGCAGAAUGGCGAAGUGCAACUGGGUUUCUACCUUUGCAAGGGAGCUCUCGAAGUCGAGGUUAUCUGCGCAAGGGACAUCUGUCUUCAGGAGAAGGAGGAGCCAGAUACUUACGUGAAGACGUACUUGCGAGAACGAGAUGGCGAGAAGUGGCUGCAGAAGCGCAAGACUCGCGUGAUACGGCACUCGAAGAAUCCGCAGUAUCGGCAGACGCUGAAGUACGGCCGCUGUGACAUCCUGCAGGGCAGACACUUGCUGGUGAUGCUGUGGGAGAAGAAACAGGGCUUCGAGAGCAACCAAGGAUUGGGCGGCGCCGAAGUAAACCUCGAUCUGCUGCCGCCGAAAGAAUUCAUUUUCGACUGGUAUCCGGCACGCAGAACGCAGACUCACCAUGAUGGCUGA